This is a messenger RNA of Dovyalis caffra, 187 nucleotides long. The record is from the annotation of a GenBank genome assembly. NCBI's taxonomy places the organism in Eukaryota, Viridiplantae, Streptophyta, Magnoliopsida, Malpighiales, Salicaceae.
AUGUCCGAAAGAACAUCGGAUUCUACACCUACUCUUGUCCAUCCAUAUACUUCUUACAAAACCAAAGAUUCCUUAUGCUUGUCUCAAUUUGUUCACAUAUACAUUCGCGAUAGGGGAAAGAUUGGGUAUUCAACUAGUGAGAAGAAUGAGCCAAACUUGGAUGAUCCGACCUAUCCGAGUUUGGGAU